This is a messenger RNA of Rotaria socialis, 1470 nucleotides long. The record is from the annotation of a GenBank genome assembly. Lineage: Eukaryota; Metazoa; Rotifera; Eurotatoria; Philodinida; Philodinidae.
AUGAGUAAAAUGGAUGAUAAUCAUCGGUAUCAUCCUUAUUAUCGAACAAAAAAUCAUCAUAAUGAUAGACGAUACGAUCAUGAUUAUAAACAUCAAUAUAAGAAAAGUACUAAACAUUAUAACCAACAUUCAACAUCAAGACGUGAUAAUAGAAAUUAUACUGAUCUUUCUCAUCGACAUUCUCAUAGAAAUGAUUAUCCUUAUCAAAAUCAAACUCAUUCAUCGAGAUCGAGAUCGUAUACUUGUUUUUCUACACCGCCCCAACCGUUAAUGUCUACUGAAAUACCUCCGUUACUUCCUAGUCUUUCUCCGCCACUGCCACCGCCACCACUGCCUUUACCGUUAUUUGCUCCUCCGCUUCCUUCAUCACCCACAGUUGUACCACAUCAACGAGAAUCAUGGAUUCGUUCAGUGAAAAAAACUAAACUGAAUGAAAGUAUGGAACAGAAAACACAAUAUCUAGAGACAAUACUUCGUAUGCCACAACAACAAAAAACUUUACUAAAUUCAUCAAGAUUCGAUCGAAUGCGUUUUGCUGAUAAGCAAAUAUCAACCACAAUACAAGCAACUACAAACGAUAGUGAUAAUCUAGACAACAGUUCUUUUCAUUUCAUCGGAGAUAUCAGUAAUCAUGAUGAAAUAUGUACUUUAGAAAAAGUUUUAUUUAACAAUGAACUCAAAUCACAAACAACAGCAGAUGAUAAAUGUACAACUAUUGAAACGUUGCCAACGCCACCCUCAUCCCUCAUCGAAUGUAAAUCAAUUUCUCAUCAAGAUCGACAAGCGUUGCUAUGUUCUGGUUUUCUUAUCGAUGAUUGCGAUGAAGAAGAAGUUCCUCCAGUAUCACCACCACCUCGAUCUCCGCUUCCACGUCCCUCGCCAGACGAAUUUAUUGAGCAAAACGAUGAAGACGUUCAUGAACAACGUGUUAUGUUAGUUCACGAACUGGACGCUGCUGAUGCUGAGCAACGACAAGAAUUAAAACGUCAAAAGCGAUUGCAUAGAAAAUUACAAAAGAAAAAGAAAGAAACUAAACAAUCGAUAACAAACUCCUCUGAAGAACAACAAAUCAUUUCGACGGUUCCUGAUCAUCAGAAACAAGAAUCGCUAUCUGAUUGGGUUAUUGAAUAUGAUAUUAAUGGAAAUAAUCCAAUGUCACAGCUAACUGAUGAAGUUCGUCGAGCAUCAAUAACUAUGACUGAUCAAGAUAAAACAGAAAAAGUUAAUAUGAUUUUAAUGAAAAUAAAAAAACAACAAGAAGAAUUGAGAAAACUAAGGCAGUACGUUGUGUCUAUGUUGGGAGAACAACCACCACCACAGUCAAAAAAGAAACGUCAACAAAAUUCUGAAUUAGAUCAUAGUUUAUUGGUGAAUUUUGUUAAUCAACCACUACCAUCUGGAUGUUGGCUAUGUUCAGGAAAAAUGUACGCUGAAGCAGCUAUUCAGUGUGAUGACGUCACUGAACAGUAG